Messenger RNA from Sorex araneus (European shrew), 3612 nucleotides. It is a transcript of the gene DARS2, whose product is annotated as aspartyl-tRNA synthetase 2, mitochondrial. Gene Ontology annotation, molecular function: nucleic acid binding; ATP binding; aspartate-tRNA ligase activity. Gene Ontology annotation, biological process: aspartyl-tRNA aminoacylation. The record is from RefSeq and is a predicted model, not a curated record. The coding region runs from base 553 to 2475 and encodes 640 amino acids. The transcript has 17 exons. Gene Ontology annotation, cellular component: mitochondrion; cytoplasm. NCBI's taxonomy places the organism in Eukaryota, Metazoa, Chordata, Mammalia, Eulipotyphla, Soricidae.
GGGGCGCUCGCGGACCGAGUUGAAGCGAGGUCGGCCGAGGCGCGGCUUGGCGUCCGUGCACGGGCUCGCCUUCCUCGAUCUGGAGCGCGUUGCGCGCGUCUGGAGGGUUUGGAGGGCGAGACCGAGCGCUUCCCUGCGUUCCGGCGCUGCCCGGGGGUCCCGCGGGGAUACGUGGACCGAAGCCGAGGGCGGGCGCGCAGUGACCGUCGGGCGCCCGCCGCCGCUGCUGGACCCUCGGCGUCCCUCCCGCCCGCAGCCUUGCUCUGUUGCACGGGUGCAAAAACGGCUGCCUUGGCUCGGGCUUGGAGGGAUGCUUUCCACCCUCCCGCUGCCCCCCACGACCCCCCGAAGACCUUGCAGAUCUAGCCGGGCUCCAGACACGUGUCCUUGAAUGGUCGGCGGGGGCGAGCUGGACUCUCGGCCUGGGGCGAGCCCCAAGCACAUCAGUGGACACUCCCGAGGCGUGGAAGAGGGGGGACGCAAGUUCGACCUGGCGUUCGACCCCCCGCGCAGCGUGGGAUUCGUGGGCGCCUGCCGACCCCCGGCUCCAGCAUGCUGGCCCCGCGCUGGCUGAGUCGCCUGCUCCCGGGCCUGGGCCUGGCCACGCGGCCAAUGUGGGGUCCCCCCGCCAGGAGUCUGGGCCUGAGUGCACAGAGGCGGAUUCCAGAAUACAGUAGCUUUGUUGCCCGGACCAACACGUGCGGAGAACUGCGUUCUUCCCACCUCGGUCAAGAAGUCACUUUGUGCGGAUGGAUUCAGUACCGAAGGCAGAUCUUCCUGGUCCUCAGAGACUUCCACGGGCUGGUUCAAGUCAUCAUCCCGCAGGAUGAGGCCGCCUCGGCUGUGAGGAAGGUCCUGUGUGACGCCCCUGUGGAGUCCGUCGUCUGUGUGUCUGGGACGGUCGUGGCACGACCUCCGGGACAAGCAAAUCCGAAAAUGCCGACAGGUGAGAUUGAAAUCCAGGUGAAAACUGCUGAGCUGCUGAAUUCCUGCAAGAAGCUGCCCUUUGAAAUCAAGGACUUUGUGAAGAAAACCGAGGCGCUCCGCCUGCAGUACCGCUACCUGGACCUGCGCAGCACCCGGAUGCAGUACAACCUGCGCCUGCGGUCCCAGAUGGUCCUGAGGAUGCGAGAGUACCUCUGCGGGCGGCACGGGUUUGUGGACGUUGAAACGCCUACGAUGUUUAAGAGGACCCCAGGGGGUGCGAAAGAGUUCCUCGUCCCGUCGCGGGAACCCGGCAAGUUUUACUGCCUUCCCCAGAGCCCUCAGCAGUUUAAGCAGCUUCUGAUGGUUGGCGGGUUGGACAGGUACUUCCAGGUGGCCCGAUGUUACCGAGACGAAGGUUCGAGACCAGACAGACAGCCCGAGUUUACUCAGGUUGACAUCGAGAUGUCUUUCGUGGACCAGGCUGGGAUCCGGAGUCUGACCGAGGGGCUGCUCUGGUACUCGUGGCCCCCGGACAAGGGGCCGCUGCUGGUGCCUUUUCCCGCCCUGACGUUCGCCGAGGCGCUGGCCAGCUACGGGACGGACAAGCCCGACACCCGCUUUGGGAUGAAGAUUGUAGACGUCAGCGGCGUGUUCGGGAGCACAGGAGUUGCCUUUCUCCGGGACGGACUUGGCAAACCCCAGGGGACCGUGAAAGCCAUCUGCGUCCCCGGAGGAACAAAAUACUUAAAAAGGAAAGACAUCGAAUCCAUGAGGAAAUUUGCAACAGACAAUUUCAAUCAGGGAGUCUUACCUGUUUUUCUGAAAACCAACAGAAACUGGAAUUCUCCCGCCGCCGAGCUUGUGGUACAGGAGCAGGGCCGGGCACUCGAGGGGCUCUUGGAUGUCCAGGACGACGAUAUGGUCUUGCUCAGUGCUGGCCAGCACCAGGCCACGUGCUCCCUGCUGGGGCGGAUGCGGCUGGAGUGUGCAGACCUUCUGGAAGCCCGCGGGGCGCUGCUCCGGGACCCCGCCGUCUUCUCCUUCCUGUGGGUGGUGGACUUCCCACUCUUCCUCCCCAAGACGGAGAACCCCGCGGAGCUGGAGGCGGCCCAUCACCCCUUCACUGCCCCCCACCCUGCGGACUGCCACCUCCUCGCCACCGAGCCUGAGAAGGUCCGGGGCCAGCACUACGACUUGGUUCUGAACGGUAGCGAGGUCGGAGGCGGCUCCAUCCGGAUCCACCAGGCUGAGCUCCAGCGCUACAUCCUGGAGACAGUGCUUAAGGAAGAUGUGAACUUACUUUCCCACCUGCUCCAGGCGCUCGACUCGGGGGCGCCCCCGCACGGAGGAAUCGCCUUAGGCUUAGACCGGCUGAUGUGUCUCGUCACCGGAUCUCCAAGCAUCCGAGACGUCAUCGCCUUUCCCAAAUCCUUCCGGGGCCGUGACCUCAUGAGUGGGGCGCCCGACUCGGUGUCCCCCGAGGAGCUGAAGCCUUACCACAUCCAGGUCUCCUGGCCCGCAGAUGACCCGGAAGCGGACAAGAGCUGACUGCCUCACUCACGGCCCCCCCGAGGGCUGAACUGCCCCCCGCCCCGCCCCCUUGCUCCUCUGGGGUGCAGUUCCCGUCGAGUUCCGCCACGCAUCUGACACGUGUCUUUAGGUGAAGGAACCCAGGUGGCAUUUUUCAGGGGAGGGGCCAUACUUGGCAGUGCUCAGUAGUCCUGGCAGGUUCGGGGGCCAUAUAAGACACUGGGGAUUGAACCGGGACUGCUGCGUGCAAGGCCAAGGCCCUCCCCGCUGCGCUGUCGCUCCAACAUCCUUGUCAAGGAAGAAACGAGAAACCCGAUCUUGAUAACAUGUUGAGGAUUUUUGUUUGGGGGCCAUACCCAACAGUGCUGAGGCUGCUCCUGGUUCUGUGCUCAGUAGUGAUCCCUGGCUGUGGGCUGGGUGGGGGACAGACCCCUCCCAUGAUGCCAGGGAGCUGGAACACAGGCAAGUGCCUUAACUCCUGCACUAUCUCUUCAAUUCCAAUUACUAGGAUUUUAAAGUCAUUUUUGCUGUUUUUUUUUUACAUGGAGUUACCAAACAUUGCUUUCUGCUGUAGUGGUAUCGUACAGGUUUUAUGGCACAGGGCAUCAAACCCAGGACCUCACAGAUGCUUUCACUGGACUGUAUCACUGUUCAUCACUGUCUCUGGCUUAUUCUCACCAGCCACACUGGGGGCUUCCAAAUCGAGGGACAUAGUGACAUUUCCUCAAGAGACCGAACACAGAAGCACCACAAUAAAUACAACAAAGAUAACCAACCUGAAUCUCUCACCUGGAACACCUCCUGUGAAUCCUUAGCCUCUGGCCAGAGCACUUCAGCAGGGAGGGUGCAAGGCUUGCACCCAGCCAGCCCUGUUCAAUUCCCGGCACCCUCGUGGUCCCCAAGUCCCCCAGGAGUGGUCUGAGGGCAGAGCCAAGUCAGCCCUGAACACAAUCAUGUACCAAGAACCCUUUGAGCCUCGUAGGCUGCCCAGGAGACCUCGCUAUUGAGGCAGGGAUGUUGCUCGGUAGGACACAGGCCUUCCAUGUGUGAGGCCCCCGGUCUGACCCCAACACCACAGAAACACUCAUGCUCAUUUGUGAUGGUCUCUUAAGGUCUGCCAACCCAGAAACUAAUAAAAAGGCAAGUGGGCCUUGA